Molecule: messenger RNA, 1549 nt
Organism: Dryobates pubescens (Downy woodpecker)
Lineage: Eukaryota; Metazoa; Chordata; Aves; Piciformes; Picidae
Product: glutathione S-transferase 3
Exons: 7
Coding region: 113-802 (229 amino acids)
Biological process (GO): glutathione metabolic process; xenobiotic metabolic process
Molecular function (GO): glutathione transferase activity
Source: RefSeq, a predicted model, not a curated record
CGGAGUGGGCUAAGUGGGCUUACGGCUGGGUUCUGUUUGUUGUGAUUUCUGCUCCACUUCCCCACCUAAUUCGUGUGGCUAGCCUGUUUUAGGUAACAGGAAGUCUGAAGUCAUGGCUGGAAAACCCAAACUUUACUACUUUAAUGGAAGAGGCAGGAUGGAGUCAAUUCGCUGGUUGUUAGCUGCAGCUGGGGUUGAGUUUGAAGAAGUUUUCUUGGAAACUCGAGAGCAAUAUGAGAAGCUUCUGCAGGGUGGAUCCCUGAUGUUUCAGCAAGUGCCCAUGGUGGAAAUUGAUGGGAUGAAGAUGGUGCAGACCAAAGCCAUUCUCAGCUACCUAGCAGCAAAGUACAACCUCUAUGGAAAGGACCUAAAGGAGAGAGCCCUGAUUGAUAUGUAUGUUGGAGGAACUGAUGAUCUUAUGAUGCUCAUUUUGGUCUUCCCAUUUUUAUCGGCUGAAGAUAAAGAGAAACAACUUGCUGUUAUAGUUCAAAGGGCAACAAGCAGGUACUUCCCAGUAUAUGAAAAGGUUUUGAAAGACCAUGGGCAGAAUUUUCUGGUUGGCAACAAUUUUAGCUGGGCGGACAUUCAUCUUCUUGAAGCCAUUUUAAUGGUAGAAGAAAAGAAGUCAGAUGUGCUCUCAGGCUUUCCUCAGUUACAGGCUUUUAAAAAAAGGAUAAGCAGCAUCCCUACAAUCAAGAAGUUUCUAGAGCCAGGGAGCCAGAGAAAACCUGUUCCUGAUGAUAAAUAUGUGGAGACUGUGAGGAGAGUUCUCCGCAUGUACUAUGACAUAAAGGCGAAUUAACAUGCCUGGCCAGCUACAACAGCAGCUGUUGGGAGAGCUACCAGAUGGCACUUCUACAAUUAUACUGCAGACACGUGGUGAAAAGGUCUUCAAAAGGAGUUUCAUGGCAGUAUCUCAUCUCCUCUCGUACAAAAUACUGUAGGCAGGUGUCUUUUCUAACACUUUAUUACUAAUCUAUUUUUUUAAUUCAUUCUUCUUGAGAUCUUACAGGUAAUUUGAAGCAAGUGAAAUGACAACAAGCAUGAUGUCUUCCUGAUUAGGGUUUUUUGUAUGAUUACCUUGAAAUCAGGCCUUCAUUGUUUUGAAUAUUGCUUCAGGCAAAUGAAACAAGUGGGCUUUAAUAAAAAGGAGAGAGGCAUUUCUCUUCAGUUCAUCAGUAACUUUUCUGAAAUGUCAGCAUUGUGACUUUAAACUGCACUUUAAUUUGUUUCCUAAUUCAAGAAUAACAUUUUUGGUGUAACUGGAGAAUCUGUUUUAAUCAAAUAAACUGUAUUUUUAUGUGGUUGUGUCACGCUUUAUCAUGAAUGAAAGUUGCAGCUUGCAAACAUGUUUACUUUUCUUGGAGGAUAAAUUCUUUAUACUUGAUAUGGGUUAUCAAGGAUCCUCUUCAUCUGCCUCCUGCAAAGGCAUUUUGUUUGCAUUUAAAACUACAUAUAUGAGAUUUAGAGGUAGUAACCCAUCACACAAACCUGGUGUAGUUCCUAUUUAAGGUCUCACAUCUGCCAAACUCAAUGUUAUUUUUCUUCC